AACGGACGCGUCGGAAACCUCCCCGGAGGGGCCCCAUGUAAUUCGAUGCACGCUGUUAAAGCUUAGAGUAUAUUGUCUUCCCUUUUGCUUAUGAAGCCUCCACCCACCGGCCCACCCUACAUUUAGCGGAUCAUGUGACUCGGGGCAGCCUAAGAAACAGGAUGUUAAUGCUUGACGGAAUGCCUGCAGUCCGAGUCAAAGCUGAGCCCCUGGAAUCGGAACAAGGGUCACCCAAAGUGCGCCCUUAUUCUGCGAUGGACGGCGUCCCUUUCUUCCUCAGCAGAGUUAAACCCGAACCCCCCGAAGACCUGCUCGCCCACGACCUGCACUUCCACACACAGACCGAGCCGGUCGACCUGUCAAUCAACAAACCCCGCCCCUCCUCCUCAUCCACCGCCACUACCACAACCUCAUCAUCAUCCCCCCUCAGAUCCGCCUUCUCCCCGUCUUCGUUAUCGUCGUCAUCCUCCUCCUCCUCCUCUCCGUCAGUUAUCACCUCAGCCUCAUCGGUGCUCACGCCAGGCCCUCUGGUCGCCCCUGGAACCGGGGUGAGAGGUCAGCCGUAUUUGCACAUUCUGCACUCUGUGCCGCCGCCUCCAUCCAGCCCUCUGAGCCUGCAGGGAGCAGGGAAGCUGGCCAGCCAUGUUCACCGAAUCCCAGUUGUGGUACAGUCACUGCCCCUCAUGUACACCACUGCCGUUCGAUCACCCUCCAGCCUCAACAACGCCAUCAUGCUACCUCUGCUGGACGAGGCCAAAAGUCAGGGCAAAGCACACACAGACCCCAACGGCCUGUCGCCAAGGCAGAUCAAGAGUGACAGCGAUGACGACGACCUGCCAAACGUGACCUUGGAUAGUGUUAAUGAGACCGGCUCCACUGCGCUGUCUAUAGCCCGCGCCGUACAAGAUUCCAUGUCCCCGUUCAGUAUUGACAGCAUACGGCGCCCCCGGAGGUCAGAGUCGCCAGAUUCCAAAAAGAGAAGAAUCCACAGAUGUGACUUUGAGGGCUGCAAUAAGGUGUACACCAAAAGCUCGCAUUUAAAAGCACACAGGAGGACGCAUACAGGGGAAAAGCCAUACAAAUGCACCUGGGACGGCUGCACCUGGAAGUUCGCCCGCUCCGACGAGCUGACGAGGCAUUACAGAAAACACACGGGGGUGAAGCCCUUCAAGUGUGCAGACUGUGACCGCAGCUUCUCCAGAUCCGACCACUUGGCCCUGCACCGACGGAGACACAUGCUGGUGUGAAUCAGACGCCGAGCUGCAAAGAGAGGAGAGGUCAAUGGAACAGAAGCACACAUGCACACACGCUUAAACACACACACAGUCACACAUUUCUACAGGCAGCCGGGGGAGCGGGAUCUCCCUGUGAAUGUUUUUCAGCUGGCCUGGACGCACACAUACAUGCACACACACACGUAGACGCACAUACAUAGACGCACACACACCCUCAUCCUUCACAAGGAGAGAAGAUGGAGAGGACGGAAGGACGGACGGACGAAGGUGCACAGAGCUUGCGGAGCACAAAACAGGGUCACUUCUGGAUCCUCUUUGGGUUGGAAGGAACGGACGGCAGGAUCUUUUAUUGUCAUUGUUUGGAGUAUAAUAGGGAACUGUCUUUUACAGCACUGUUGGUAAAUGUUUCACUUUGGUUUUUAAGAUGAACUCGCACUCUUUAUUUGGACAAAAAAAAAAUCUAUAUAUAAUGCAAUUGCAACGUUCUCUCUCUCUCUUUUUUUUUUUUUUGGUAUCUUUCUUUUCAUUAUUGUUCAAAUGGCUGCUUUUUUUCAGCAUUCAUAAUGUGAAAGACCCCAUUGUAAAGGAAUGGAUAUCCCCAGGAAAGAGGCCCGGACUGGAUCACAGGAAAGGACUUGGGCGUAGUUGGAGUUAACAGGCAGUAUUGUUUUGCCUCCCUGUGAGUCUGAUUUGCGACCAGCAGAGGGCACCAUCAAUCCACAGAUGGUUUCUUUUUUUUUUUCCUCACCCCCCCCUUUGGAGUCUGCUGUUAGAUCUGAGGCGCCCCUGAUGGAAGCUAAGAGAGGGCUGGACUUUUCUCCUUUUUCAUAGCCAGCAAGCAACAUUAACUCAAAUCACCACAACCUGAAUGGAUCAACCUCAUCAGCACAUCUUUCAUUGCUUUAUUUCAAACAAUGGAAACUGCAUAUCAUCGCACCAGCAAAGACAAACCAUUUAGGAUUCACUCACAUGGCUGGACAAACUCCCCAAAUCUCAUCAGUGCUAUUCUUUAUGUUGAGCCUCUUGAAAGCAUUUUCUUAAAAUAAUAAUUAAAAAAAAGAAAAACCCUUUGGUGGAUUUUGAGCUGUGAUUAGCAAUCAGUAAAGUGCAAUCUUAAAGGAUAAAUAUACUUUCAGUAUGGAAAUGUUUUUUAUUGAAUCUUUUUUUUUGUUUUGUUCUUAAAUGCCUGCUUAUUGCUUCUGUUUGACUCAGAAAAAUACAAACCCCUCAUGUACAGUGAACUUUGAAACAAUCAGAGGAGAUUUCCAGUAUGUGAAGAAAAAAAAAAAACAUAAAACAUAGAGGCACCUUACAGACUCAUGCUUUCAUUCUGUCCCAGUUUAUUUUUUAUUAUUAUUAAUUUUUUUUUUAAAAAUCAUUCGACUCUGUUUUUCUCAGUUUAAAAGAAAAUAAUAAAAAAAAAGGAAUUCGUGUUGUGGUUUUGCACAGCGCAGCAGCACUUGACCAUAAGCUGACAUCGAUACCGACCGAAGUGUUACAGGGAUAAUAGUGUGGUACCCGGUGUACAAUACAGAAGAGCAAUACAUUCUGAACAAAUUGAUGGGGUGGGAACGUCACCCUCCUUGUUGUUCUGUUUGCUGAUGUCAAUAUCUCGAGGAGAAGUUUCUAGCUCAGCCGACUCCUCGCUCUGUACCACGACUCCCUCUGUUACCGACUGGGUUUGUAGCUCCAAUACAAAGCUCUAAUCUGAUGAGUCUCAGCUGGUGAUUUGCUCCGUGUGAUUUUAUUUUUUUUUAUAGUUGAUUUUGUUUCGUCUCAAACACAGAAAGUCACUUGAAAUGUUGUCACCUCGCACCAGAUGUAUGUUAAGAUUGUUCUCUGAUUUACCUGAGAUUUGGUUCAAUAAAAUGCUGAACAACAAAAACCAAUGCAGGAAUUGCACACAUGCAUACACACGUAAUAACUUACAGAAAUAGAUCAUGUAUUUACAACAAGAGCACAUUUUUAGAUGCAGUUACUGGCAGAAAUAUGUCUCGGAGAGCAUCACUUCACCUUAAUCAGGAAAUUCAAUUAGAAAUAUAUUUUUAUAGUCUUAAUAAGAGGCAUCUUUGCAAGUAUUUCCAGCGCUCUUUUAUGCUGUGUAAAAGCUUCAGACAUAAACCCAGAGUAUCAGGCCAACCCUGUGCUAUUUGAUAGUGCUGCCAAAUGCAUUUAUUGGACCGAAGCCAGUAAAAAGAAAUGGUAACCUUUUUGAUUAUCCUACCUUGAAAUCCAUACACUCCCACACUAAUGCACACACACGCCUGAAAAUUUGGAUUCUCACUUUCACUCAAAAUAGCCAAAAUCCAGGAAGUAAUUUUCCACACGCGCGUAUAUGAGACACCCCUCGGAUGUAAUUAAUGAAUGGUAAUGUAUGUUAUCAUUAUUUAUGUAUAAUUUUUUUUGUGCACAUGUCAUUAUGCCCAGUUGUAUUAUCAUUUUGGCAAAAAAAAGAAAAAAAAAAAAGCAUAUCAGCACCUUGUUUGUUUAUUAGUAUAAUUUUCAAAUAAUUUUAUUUCAGAUGUCAAUUUAUAAGCGAAUAAUCAUCAUCAUAUUUUAUCAUCCAUAUAAUGUAUUAGAACAUUUUAUGAUUGAGGGGGCACUUCGUCAUUGCAUAUAAACUCUUUCUCUUCUGUAAAAAGGAUCUUUUGAAAUGUUGUAAUAUAUGUGAUAGUGAAGAUAAAAACUUAUUACAAAGUUCUACAUCCUGUAUAUACAUUGGAAAAAUAGGGCUUUUGAUCAGUAGAUGCAGGAAAUACAUUUAUACAUGUAAAGUCUUUUUUCAGAGACUGUAAUUUAUCUAAUUUGAUAUACAGUGAAAUGGGGCUAAUGGUAUUCAUCAUGUAAAUUAUCAUAUGUGAUGUUAUAUAACGGUUUGCUUUUAUUUUUUGGGUUUGUGGUUAAACAAGUUCAUGAUCAAAUCAUUUUUAUUCCCAAGGCUGAACCAGUGUUUGCUAUAACCAACAAAUUAUUUAUAUACAUCGACCGUAUUAAGGUACUCGAUUCCCUGUGUUGCUAUUUUGCUAUAACCGGACAAGAAAUUAUACGGAUCAAGCACAUAUCAACAACACAUGUACUCCUGUAUUCAGUACAUGAUGUUGCAUGCCUUAAUACACCAGUUUUUUGGAAAUUUCAAUUAGACUUGAAGACGGUGUCUCCACAGGACAGGGUGUAUUGUAUUUCCCUUCAGCAUCUCUUUCCUCAUUUUAAAGCAUAAUUUUGUUACGGUAACCAGGGUCAAAGUUAUGCAAUAAUAAUGAAUAGUGCCUCAUAUCACAAACUUGUAAUAUCAACUGCUCUGUGCAGAGUUUCGAUUUCAACACGUGUGCUUCAAUUAAUAAAUUUCAAACCAUGAAUUUUGGAGAGGUGGAGAGAGAAGAAGAAGAAAAAAAUAAAUAAAAAAAGCACAGACAACAUUAUGCAAGUCGGACCUCUAAUGUUGAACUUUUGUUUUCGCACUGAGCCUUAUACCAUUGUGUCAAAUGCAGCAUCCUCCCAUAACACUCUGACAGGCUGUUUAUAGCACACAUUAUUACUUUGCUUGCAAUAAGUCACUUCCUCCAAGGGGAACAAAACUGAGUUACAAAGGCCUCUUGAUGUUUCAGCUUCAGCACAUCAAUUCAACAUAGUGAUUCCAUGGAAGAUAAUGAGGAAUCUUACUCACAGGGAAAAAAAUCCUGUGGCUGGGAUUCCAGUGGCGGCAGAGCGACGCCUUUGUUAAUGAAUACUGAUCUUACACUUUCUAUCAGUUCAAUAUAUAUUUUACUUUCUGUGUAACAUCUGCUUUUGAUUUCCUGGUUUUUUGAAAAUUUUUAAGUAGUGAAGCCAAUGCCUAUGUUUCAAGUUUUGCUGAUAUUACGUACAGUAAUCGUUGUUUCUGUAUUUAUGUAAAGUGAGUGUAGUGUAAAUAUAUUCAGAUCUUUUCAUUCUUACCGUAAAAGAGAAAAAAAAAUGUGAUAUUGCUCAGCAUUUGCUUCAAAAGGGAGAUUCUGCUCAUGGAAUUCCACAUCUGUAAAAGAAAUUUUUAAUCCUGAUAUUUUUCAAAACUUCAAGAAAACAGGUGUCCUUUUCUUUUCUUUCUUUUUUUUUGUUUUCUUUCUGUUACACUUUUUUUUUCUUUUCUUUCCAAGAGUUGUUUAAGUAUCCAGUCAGUGUUUUGCCUUUUUCUCUGUAUUUUUCAUAUGGAUGGAGCUGUGAAAUUAAAAUAAGUUCAAACAUAUACAUGUAUAUUAAUAUGAAUGGAGGCAUGAAGGUUAAUAAAGUUGCAUUUUGUAUGUAACAGA
This is a messenger RNA of Stegastes partitus (bicolor damselfish), 5518 nucleotides long. RefSeq names its product Kruppel like factor 12b (gene klf12b). Gene Ontology annotation, molecular function: DNA-binding transcription factor activity, RNA polymerase II-specific; RNA polymerase II cis-regulatory region sequence-specific DNA binding. The transcript has 6 exons. Gene Ontology annotation, biological process: regulation of transcription by RNA polymerase II. The record is from RefSeq and is a predicted model, not a curated record. The coding region runs from base 162 to 1247 and encodes 361 amino acids. Lineage: Eukaryota; Metazoa; Chordata; Actinopteri; Pomacentridae.